GGGUUCACGGCCUCAGACUCCCCACGGGCUCGGCGCCGCAGCAGCCGGGAGAGCAGGUUGGUCGGUAUGCCCAUCGUGGUCCAAGACGUCAUGCAGCUGCUCUGCUCCAUCUCAGAGGAGAGGAAGAUGCAGGCUGCCGUGAAACAUUCUGGGAAGGGCGCCCUGGUCACAGGGGCUGUGGCCUUUGUCGGUGGCCUAGUUGGUGGGCCCCCAGGACUGGCUGUUGGGGGCGCCGUCGGGGGUCUUCUCGGAGCCUGGAUGACCAGUGGCCAGUUUAAGCCAGUCCCGCAGAUCUUGAUGGAGCUGCCCGCCUCUGAGCAGCAGCGGCUGUUUGCCGAGGUGGAGGCCAUCGUGCGGGGUCUGGACUGGGCGGACGCGGUGCAGCUCACAGCCCUGGUCCUGGGCAGCGAGGCCCUCCAGCAGCAGCUGCUGGCCCUCGUGGUCAACUACGUCAGCAAAGAGCUGCGAGCUGAGAUUCGCUAUGAGGACUAGCCGGCUGCCUCAUCAGCCUGGGUGCUGAGUUCUAAUCCUGCGCGGGUGUAGGAGACCAGCUGGGGUUUGUGUUGCAGGGGGCUGGAGCCCUAACGAGCCUGUGGUCAUCCCCGGGGGUAGGAAAGAUUGUCCAGUUCUCCUGCUGAGCUGGCCAGGUCUGGUUCUCUCUCGGGACCGCAUCCCCGUUGUUUUUGUUUUUGAUUUUUGCAGGGUGAUUCUUCCAGAGUCUCACAGCCUAGCUGGGUGCUGGUGCUCACACCUGUCAUCCCAGCUACUCAGGAGGCUGAGAUCUGGAGGAUCACUGUAGAUUCUAGAAAUCUCACUGGCAGUUCACAUCUGUCACACUACUCAGAAGGCUGAGAUCUGGAGGAUCGCAGUUCGAGGCCAGCCUGGGCAAGAAUAUCCAUGAGACUCUUAUC
Dipodomys ordii (Ord's kangaroo rat) is the source of this 911-nucleotide messenger RNA. Its product is annotated as protein C19orf12. The transcript has 3 exons. The record is from RefSeq and is a predicted model, not a curated record. NCBI's taxonomy places the organism in Eukaryota, Metazoa, Chordata, Mammalia, Rodentia, Heteromyidae. Bases 67 to 492 code for a protein of 141 amino acids.